Portunus trituberculatus (swimming crab) is the source of this 3580-nucleotide messenger RNA. RefSeq names its product dual specificity protein phosphatase 3-like. The record is from RefSeq and is a predicted model, not a curated record. The transcript has 9 exons. Gene Ontology annotation, biological process: negative regulation of MAPK cascade; protein dephosphorylation. NCBI's taxonomy places the organism in Eukaryota, Metazoa, Arthropoda, Malacostraca, Decapoda, Portunidae. Gene Ontology annotation, cellular component: cytoplasm. Gene Ontology annotation, molecular function: protein tyrosine/serine/threonine phosphatase activity; MAP kinase phosphatase activity. The coding region runs from base 1994 to 2722 and encodes 242 amino acids.
GUGUGUGUGUGUGUGUGUGUGUGUGUGUAUACACAGUAAGUCCUCGCUUUACGGUACAUAUGUGUUCCUGAAAACCUUACAGCAAAUUGAAAUUACCUUAUACCGAACCCAUUAUAACAUGUACUAACAGGGGGUGUGUUCCAGCACAUCGAAAGUCACCCCUACAGACAUGAAAAUACAUGAAACUAGUCAUAUGAAAAAAAAAAAUGUAAAGUACUGCGCAAAAGAAAUAAACUAUGUUUUUAUUUACCUUUCACUUGCCACAUAUUCUAUCAGAUGAUGUCCCUCCUGAGGCUAAGGGACAGUAGGGAUUUCAGCCCUUACUCAUAAACACGGCGUAAGGAUUUCACUUGUGUUCAGUGGGAAACGCGGAAAGAAACAUUGUUGUGGUGGCCGUGCGGCAUGGUGGCGCUACGGUACGGUGUAAACAAAACAUGAGCGGAUACUGUAUCUGUGAAUUUUUCUUACCGUAAAUAGAAUUGAGGGUAGUAAUUACCAAACACCAUAACUGUGAAUUUACCAGAUAAGGAAGUACCAUAUAAGGAGAACUACUGUGUGUGUGUGUGUGUGUGUGUGUGUAUAUAUAUAUAUAUAUAUAUAUAUAUAUAUAUAUAUAUAUAUAUAUAUAUAUAUAUAUAUAUAUAUAUAUAUAAUUUUACUUCUGUUUAGAAAGUUUCCCCUACCAGAAGAAUAAAUAAUCAUUUGUGCAGUUCAUAUGAAAAAAAUAUUCAUUUCAGCUUUAAGUUUGUUCCCUAAUGCCUCCAAGAAGAAUUAGAGCCUUUUAAUUAUAAUAGAUGAUCCUUAAGAGAUCAUUUUAUAUAAUUCAUAGAAUGAACUUGAAUUUAUUUCCAUGAAACUUUAAUUUUGUCACAUUCACCUGAAAUAUAUUCAGAUGCACCUCAUAUCCCUCAGGUACAAACAGCUUUACAUUUUUUUGUAAAUUUAGGCCUAAUGUGUACAAUAUAAAUCAUUGUAUCUGAAAUGGGAUGUGAAAUUUUCUUUACAAUAGUGACUGCUCAAUUUGUCUUUGUUUCAUUCAUACAGUUAAUCAUGCAUCUGCUUCUUGUGUAAUGUGGUGUAUAAAAUUAAACUUGAUUAUGUGAACUGAUCCCCUUCACUUAAAGUUAUCAUUUUUUUUCAACUUCGGUAUUACAGGAACUUAUUUCCUGCUCCAGUAUAACUGCUCGUCUUUGGAGCAGUGAAUGAUGUCAUGGCAACUCCCACAUCUUAUUUGUACUUUGAAAGAAAUGGAAAAUAUCUCCAGUAUCCAUGGCAGUCAGAGAAGUUCAGGCUCUAAAUCACCAAACUGAUGUUUUUUUCCACAUAGCAGCUUCUGGUGACCCAUUCAUUAUCUGUCCUAUGACUGAUUGAUAUUGAGGCUGAGGGAGAUCAAAGGCCUUUUGCAUUGUGUUGAUAAUAAUUAUGCAUAGUAUAAAAGAAAUGUAUGACUUGGAACAAUGGAAGAAUUGUAUGUAAUUGGCAAAAGAAAAUCUGAUGAUAAUGAUACUCAUAAUAAAAGUACAUAUUAAUGAGGAGAGGUGUCAUUACUUGUGUUAUUUGUGUGGAAGAAAUACAGUAGGAAUUAGAAACUUUAGCCAAAUAUUUUUACUCUAUCUUUUAUGUUUGCAUGCCAUGCUCCAGAUUAAAAACUCACUCAUUCACUAUUCUAGUCUCCUAUCAUGGAUUACCCAGCACGCUCACCCAUGCUGAAGAUGAGAGUCAGCCUGGUAUGAGUGAGAGUGGUGAAGUGCAGUCCAGUAGUGGAGCCAUCUUGCAGCACCCACAUAUCAUCUCACUUGUUGCUCUGUCCUCAUCACAAUGCAUUUUGCAGUGAGGUUUAUUUCAGAUAACUGAAAGGAGCAGUAUAUGGCCAGAGAAUGCCAUGGAGCCUUCACUUGUCAUUUAAGGGAAAUCACAGCUUGGCCACAGGAUAGAGUCAGCCCUCUUUGCUUCACUCCACCUGUUUCCAGCAGCAAGCAACCUCUUCAGCACCAUGGGAAUGCACAUGAAUUUCAGUGAUGAUGAGUAUCCAUCUGAAUUUGAAGACCUGAGGGAGAUAGUGACGACAGUGGAGACACCACUCCGGCCCAUACCGGAGAUCAGGAUGCACAUAUCCCGCUUCUUGGAUGGUGCUGACAUGGAUGAGGUUUAUCCUAAACUCUUUUUAGGAGACUGUGAUGCUGCUAUGAAUGAGGCUUAUCUUCGCAAAAAUGGCAUCACUCACAUUCUCAAUGCUGCAGGCAACACAUGUGGUCCAGCCCCAGUCAAAACAGGAAAAAGUUUCUAUAAGGAUCAGUCACUUGUUUACCUGGGAUUGAACCUUAUUGAUCUACCUUUCAUCAAUAUUUCUGUGCAUUUUGAAAAGGCAUCAGCUUUCAUUGAAGAGGCACUCUCAUCUGGAGGCAAGGUGUUGGUGCAUUGCCGACAGGGACGGUCACGUUCAGCUGCCAUUGUAGCAGCUUUCCUCAUGAUGCAUCGAGGAAUGACGGCUGCUUAUGCUCUCACUAUGCUCAGGAAAAAACGUGAGAUUCGUCCAAACAAUGGUUUCUUGCAGCACCUGGCAAACCUCGACCUCAAUCUUUUUAGAACAAAAAUAGAAAAGAUGAGAGAAGAGUGCUCCUCAUCCUCUUCGUCAUCACCAUCAUCAUCAGCAUCAGCAUCACGAUCGUCAUCACCAUCACCUAACUGUGAGGAAACAGAAAGUACUACUUUCUGGGAAUAAGGUAAAAUUCUAAUCCCAUGAAUUAAAUCCAUUACCCCAAUACAUCUGGUUUCUUACCAGUCAUUUAUCCCUAGUUUUUGGGUUUUUUUUAUCAUUUGUAAUUGUGUAUCCCUCUCCCUCCAUAGCAAGUGCAUAACAUAUAAACUUACCAGCAUAAAACAUACCUCAAUAUAAUCAAUACGCACACAAUGAUAUAUGUAAAGUCUCCUAUGGUAAUGCUCCUCAUUGAAAACCUAUGAAGGUCCCUCCUCUAGAUACUAUUCCUGCAUCCAACCCUUCCACUUUAUGUAUGUACCCUUUCAAUUGCUGUGUUUUGCUUUUAUUUUCAUGAGAAGUCUUGAGAUUGUCAUUUGCCUUUACAGUGACAUGUGCAUUUUCUAAGAAUAUAAUGCUUAAUGCAGCACUGAAAUCUGAUAACUCACUAUUACAUGACUGAUGUUUUGAGUGAGUGUGACUAUCACCAUUGCAUUAUUAUGCAGUGAUAAUUAACUGAGAGUCUGUCAGCCCCUAACAUUACUGGAUUCCUGUGUACAACAUAUUAGUAAUGGAUAUUGUUUCCCAAUGAAUGCUUGGACUGCUCAGGUAUCUUACGAGUUGAGAAUCACAAUACUUAAAGGCAGUCAUGUUGUGAAAUUUAUGAUAAAAAGAUAAUUCAGUAAUUAACAACUAAAAUCAAACUGGAUCUGCAGCAUCAUUGUGACAGGAAUCCUGAGUACUUUUAAAAAAUAUAUUUCAUGAAGGAAAUAGUUAAUGUCCAUUUUCUGAAGUGUUUCAGUGUGAUGCUGAAUUACAUUAUUUUGCCUCAUACUUUCUUAACAGUAAAUUAAUGUUUAUUACACACUAGACUGGUAGAAGCAU